Molecule: messenger RNA, 765 nt
Organism: Solanum verrucosum
Lineage: Eukaryota; Viridiplantae; Streptophyta; Magnoliopsida; Solanales; Solanaceae
Exons: 2
Coding region: 1-765 (254 amino acids)
Source: RefSeq, a predicted model, not a curated record
AUGCCUUUACAGCAGAUCCCAAGACCACCUCCUCAUUUACCUCAAAGGCUUAAAAAGAAAGCCGAGGAUGGGAAAUUUAAGAAGAUCAUCACCAUGCUGAGACAGCUGUCAGUAAACAUACCAUUGGUGGAAGUCCUAGAGCAGAUGUCAGGAUAUGCCAAGUACAUGAAAGACUUGGUUACCAAGAAGAGAGUUAAGAAAGAGGAUUCAGGUGCAUUCAUCAUACCAUGCACCAUUGGGUCAAUCAAAUUUGCAAAGGGCUUGUGUGAUUUAAGGGAAAAUAUAAGCAUGAUGUCGCUAGCCAUCUACAAGCAACUGGGGUUAGGAGUUCCAAAACCCACAACAAUAAAGUUGACGAUGGCAGAUAGGUUUGUGAAGCAGCAUGUGGGCAUCCUAUAUGAUGUGCUCGUAAAGGUGGACACAUUCAUCUUUCCGGCAGACUUCGUGAUCUUGGAUUGCAAAGUGGAUUUUGAGGUUCCCAUUAUUUUGGGAAUACCAUUUCUGGCCACAGGACGAGCAUUGGUAGAUGUUGAGAGAGGAGAACUGCAGUUCAGACUCAACAAAGAAGAGGUAAAGUUUAAUAUUUGCAGGUCAAUGAAAUACCCACAUAACAUGAAUGUGGUGUCUACAAUAGAGGUUUUUGAUGAAGAAGAAAUGGGAGUAACCAUUGAGGAGAGGUUGGCUGUUGAAACCUUAGUUGUCGUGCUGAUGAAUAUUGAAGCUGAUUUCUGCUCUGACUAUGUAGAGACCAUGAAUGCGUUGUAA